Messenger RNA from Oncorhynchus tshawytscha (Chinook salmon), 2490 nucleotides. RefSeq names its product protein phosphatase 1 regulatory subunit 12B. Gene Ontology annotation, cellular component: A band; Z disc; cytoplasm. Lineage: Eukaryota; Metazoa; Chordata; Actinopteri; Salmoniformes; Salmonidae. Bases 115 to 1218 code for a protein of 367 amino acids. Gene Ontology annotation, molecular function: enzyme inhibitor activity; protein kinase binding; phosphatase regulator activity. The transcript has 12 exons. The record is from RefSeq and is a predicted model, not a curated record.
CCUCCAUUAUCGCUCCCUCUCUCUCUUCCAAUCACUCCCUCUCUCAGGAUCGUAUCCGGCCUCUCCCACUGCAGUCUCUCUCCACCGGUCUCUGACCUUCAGCAGCCUGGGACCAUGCAAGCCUGCCUGCCCAGGUCCUAUCUAACCCCAGUGAGAGAUGAGGAGGCAGAGUCUCAGAGGAAGGCCAGAUCCCGCCAAGCCAGGCAAACCCGCAGAUCCACACAGGGUGUGACCCUGGCUGAACUGAAGGAAGCUCAGAGGACCAACAGCCUGUCUCCCCUGGACAGAGACAGACAGACAGCAGAUGGACAUAGCAGACUGACUGACAGGUCCUGUCUGCGGGGGAAAUGGGCUGCAGGGGACAGAGGAGAGACCAGGACCAAACUGGCUCAGUCUAUGGAGACAGAGGAUCACAGUCCCACAUGGAGCAGGGAGAUAGAUGAGCUCGGAAAUCAUAGAUCAAGGCUGGGGACCAUGGAGGCAGAAUAUUCCUCUGCUAGUGGGCACUAUACCAGCCUGGCCAACCGCACAUCCUCCAGAGUUGUUGAAUGGAAAGAUGAAAACCAGAACCCAAUUGAGGAUCCCUCCAAACAUGUCCUCUCCACAAGAGAGAAACAAGUUCGAUUCUGUGACCAAGAGUCAGAUGAAGCCUACCAGAAUUUGGAGAGUGUGGAGAUGUCAUCUAUGUACCCCCGCACCAAGGAGCUGUCCAGGACUAGGAAGUCUCUGUCCGACUCACCACCCUCUUCACCCUCUCCUACCGCCAAGAACUUCAGACAUGACAGGGCAUCAAGGUUGGACUCUGGUGGUGGGGACAGCAGGGAUGAACCUCUGGGCAGAACCAGCUCCUACACACGCAGGGAAACCAGAUUGGCAGCGCUGAACAAGCAUGAGGACGACACCAGCUCCAGGGAUUACAAGAAGAUGUAUGAAGAUGCUUUGGCAGAGAAUGACAAGCUCAAGUCCCGGCUGGAUGAUAGCAAACAGGAGCUGACCAAGAUACGCACCCAGCUGGACAAAGUCACCCAGAAACAGGACAGAGUAUCUGAAAGAUCCACUGUACUUGAAUCAGAGAAAAGGGAAAAACAGGCUCUGGAGAAGAGGGUAAUGGACAUGGAGGAAGAGCUCAAGGUCUUGACAGAGCUUAAAUCAGACAACCAGAGACUGAAGGACGAGAAUGGGGCUCUGAUCCGUGUCAUCAGCAAGCUGUCCAAGUAAGAGGUUGGAAGCCUCUGUCCAAAGUCAUAGUAUACUUCCUUCAAGCUUGCAAUGUGUGUCACUAUCAUUGGCCUUCGGCACCCUCCCACCCUGAGACUGUACCAUGGUGCUCAGUGACACUUACCUGCCAACUGUUCUCAGAGGCAUGGUGAGGAACCGUCAAAUUCCUGAUGACCCCUGGCCUACUAUGACUCCAUGUUCAUUGGCUCACUUCAUACCAGGAGGUCAAAGUGGGGAGGAGAACACACAGCGUUGGCUCAAAGAGGGUGUUGAUCUGGGGUACAGUAAACUCCGAAGCUCCAGGCCAGAAAUCUCUAAUCAAUAUCACAUCCACAUAUUUGACCUAUACAUCACAAACAUAUGUUGAUUUUGUGCUUCAGUGUGCACUGCAGAAAAAAACGACUGAAAAAACAAUCACAGGUAUAACUGGUAUGACAUUGAUAACAUUACACAUUGUCAGUUGUUAUGAGGUGUUUAUAUCAUUAGUCUUUAUGGUUUGUAGUUCAAUUGAAGUCCAAAUUUCCAUCACAGACCAUUUUCUCUGAGCUGCUCAUGAACCUUUUCCUGCUUUGAUUUUAGUGUGGUGUACUGUAUCAUGGUCUCUGGCGAGACAGAUGUUACAUUUGUUGGAUAUUUUUAUAUAAUUUAUGAAUUUUUUCCCUCAAAUAUUUAUACUUAUACUCAACCAUAUUUUUACCAAUAUAUUAUUAAUAUGUAUCCUCUUUAAGCAUUUUAGGAAACACUACCAUUAGUCCACAUAGUGCCUCACGCUAUGAGAUGGACAGCAUUUUAUUAUUUUUUCAGGUGAAACCUGUACAUGAUUUGUAAUGCAGAUAGUACAGGGCACAACACAGGGCCUCUUUAUCACAGGACGUCGGUGGCACCUUAAUUGGGGAGGACGGUCUCGUGGUAAUGAGCAGAAUCAGUAGGAAUGUUAUCAAAUACAUCAAACACUACACUCCAUUCCAGCCAUGAGACCGUCCUCCCCAAUUAAGGUGCCACCGACGUCCUGUGAUAAAGAGGCCCUGUGUUGUGCCCUGUGCUAUAACGUGAGGCACUAACAUGAGACACUUUAUGUAUACUACAUGUGCCUUUCCUGAAAGAACAAUACAGCUAUCUGUCUACACAUGUACUGUAAGUAUAUUUGAAGACAGUAUCUUACGUUGAAACAACUUUACCAUGUAUGUAUUAUAAGAGAGCGAAAAAGACUGAAAUGCUACUUGUACAUGUCUGUGGUUUGAUCACUUGCUCAAUAAACUGUAGAUGGUUAAA